This is a messenger RNA of Eimeria tenella, 597 nucleotides long. RefSeq lists its product as uncharacterized. The coding region runs from base 1 to 597 and encodes 198 amino acids. Lineage: Eukaryota; Apicomplexa; Conoidasida; Eucoccidiorida; Eimeriidae. The record is from RefSeq and is a predicted model, not a curated record. The transcript has a single exon.
AUGAGGACUAUCCUAGCCACCCUAGUCGGUUUCACAGCCUGCGCAGCCGUUGCUGCAGACGGAGCACCUGAGUAUCCUUCUCAGCUUGCAGUUGAAAUCGAUCCAGAAGCGAUUAUUGCGAUCCAGCAAGAUGCAAACGCCGACCCACGUCUCUUUUUCCCACUGAGCGGGCUUGUCUCCGCCAAACUUGCCAAAGUCUUUCAACCCAACAUAUACCCAACCCCUCCUAGUCCCCAGACAACUUACCACUUUCACCUCCAUCCUCAUCCCCAUUAUCCGCAUCCUCAGCCAAAUUAUCCUCAUCCUCACCCCCAUCAUCCUCAUCCUCAUCCUUAUCAUCCUCAUCCUCAUCCCCAUCAUCCUCAUCCUCAUCCCCAUCAACAUCCUCAUCGUCAUCCCGACCAUCAUCCCCACCAUCAUCCUCACCAUCAUCAUCAUGAACAUAAUGUUCAUGUGCCUCAACAUCAGCACGCUCAACACAACGGCCACCAGAACAACGGUGGCCCAGCUCAUUAUCACCAUGACUACCAUUUUGCGCAUCCUCAUCAAGAGAACCAGCAUCACCGCGAGGAAGAGCAGCCUACCGACAUCAACUAA